AUGGGCGACACUGGGAGUACUGGAAAGUCCAUAGAGGCUACUGGGAUCGAGAACUGCGAGCACUGGGGAUGCCAUGGGGGCGUCACUGGGAGCCCCACAGGGAGCACUGGGAGUGUCCAUGCCCUGUCCGCAGGUGCGGGCCGCGUGGAGGUGCCGCGCAGCGUGACGGCCGUGCUGGGGCAGGACGUGGUGCUGCCGUGCCGGUACCGCGCGCAGGAGCAGGAGCAGGUGGUGCAGGUGACGUGGCUGAAGCGCGGCGCGGGCGCGGCGCCCGCCGAGGUGGCGGUGCUGAACCCGCAGCACGGCGAGCACGUGCAGGAGGCGUUCGCCGGCCGCGUCCUGCGCCACGGCCACGGCGACCUGGAGGACGGCGCCAUCGUGCUGCGCAACGCCGUGCAGGGCGACGAGGGCGACUACGAGUGUCACCUGAUCACCUUCCCCAUGGGCAGCUUCGAGGGGCGGCUGACGCUCAGGGUGCUGGGUGUCCAUGCCCUGUCCGCAGGUGCGGGCCGCGUGGAGGUGCCGCGCAGCGUGACGGCCGUGCUGGGGCAGGACGUGGUGCUGCCGUGCCGGUACCGCGCGCAGGAGCAGGAGCAGGUGGUGCAGGUGACGUGGCUGAAGCGCGGCGCGGGCGCGGCGCCCGCCGAGGUGGCGGUGCUGAACCCGCAGCACGGCGAGCACGUGCAGGAGGCGUUCGCCGGCCGCGUCCUGCGCCACGGCCACGGCGACCUGGAGGACGGCGCCAUCGUGCUGCGCAACGCCGUGCAGGGCGACGAGGGCGACUACGAGUGUCACCUGAUCACCUUCCCCAUGGGCAGCUUCGAGGGGCGGCUGACGCUCAGGGUGCUGGACAUGAGACGCAGGGGACAUGAGGGACAUGGGGAUAUGGGUGUAUGGGCGGCAGGGGACAAGGGACAUGGGGGACAUGAGACACAGGGCACGGGAGAGAUUGGGGACAUCGGGGACGCGGGGGACACGGAGGGUGUGGUGGGCACUGGGCACAUGUGGGACAUGGAGGGCAAAGGGGACACAAUGGGCGUUGGGGAUGGGACAUUGCGGAUGGGGGGACACCGGGGACAUGGCACCAUGCGCUCGGCCUCGGUCACCAGCGAGUUCUUCCUGGUGCCCGGGCGCAGCAUGAACGGCAAGAGCCUCACCUGCGUGGUGGCGCACCCCGGGCUGCGCCACGAGAAGAGGAUCACGCACCUGCUCAGCGUCGCCUACCUGUCGGACGCGUCGGUGCUGGGCCACACGGCCGAGUGGCAGGAGGGGAUGGAGGGGGCGGCGCUGACCUGCCUGUUUGGGGUGCCGCCUGACCCUGUGGGGUGUCCCCCCAUGUUUGGGGUGCCCCCUGACCCCUUUGGGGUGCCCGCAGAGGACCCCGUGCGCCGCGUGGAUCUGGUCUCGGCCUCGGUGGUCGUGGUCGGGGUCAUCGCCGCCGUCCUGCUCUGCGUCCUCGUCAUCGUCGUCGUGGUCAUGACCCUGUACCACAAACGCAAAACCCAGCGCAUCUCCGAGAAGUACUGUAGUCUGGAGGAGACGCUGCAGCUGCGGACGGAGAGUCGCCAGGGCAGCAUCAGAGGGGACAGCCUGAGAGGGGACAGCCUGAGAGGGGACAGCCUGAGAGGGGACAGCCUGCGUGGCACCAGCAUCUGCUCCGCCAUGCCCAAGGAGGAGGAGGAGGAGGGGGGCGGCGGGGGGGACCCCAUCAAGCAGGCGAUGACGCACUUCGUGCAGGAGAACGGGAUGCUGCAGGCCAAGCCCAGCUCCAACGGCAUCUACAUCAACGGGCGCGGCCACCUGGUGUGACCGGCCACCGCGGGACACCUGGGGACACCUGGGGACAGCCGGGGGACAGCCAGCCCCUCCCCGCGCCCGCCCGGCUCUGCCCCCGCUGCUCCGGUCCCCGGCUGUCACCUCCCUGCCGGUGUGGGGCUGGGGACAAGGACAGUGCCCCAGGACUGUGUCACCUC
Ficedula albicollis (Collared flycatcher) is the source of this 1973-nucleotide messenger RNA. It is a transcript of the gene NECTIN4, whose product is annotated as nectin cell adhesion molecule 4. NCBI's taxonomy places the organism in Eukaryota, Metazoa, Chordata, Aves, Passeriformes, Muscicapidae. The record is from RefSeq and is a predicted model, not a curated record. Gene Ontology annotation, cellular component: adherens junction. The transcript has 11 exons. Bases 1 to 1809 code for a protein of 602 amino acids. Gene Ontology annotation, biological process: heterophilic cell-cell adhesion; homophilic cell-cell adhesion.